AUGGACGCAUUAGCUCAGGCGGACUGUCUCUGGGAGUGCUGAGUCGAAGAUCCUCUCUGGCGUCUGGACCGACAGAAACCGGCUGCCCUAUUUCACCUGAGUCGGAGAUAACACAUUUCACCUCGAGUUGGGACGCCCUCGACCGCUCCAAGGGGUGACCUUAACGUCGGGGUUUUGGCGGACACUCAACGUGGACCAAGAACUGCGCAGCUCAAAUCUAACGGUAGUCAAAAUCCAAGACCCACGAUGGACCCGAGAGACACUGCCCCUGAUUCCUGGGAACAAGAGGACGAUGUGGAGGCCACGAUCGACGGACAACUUGAGCCGGCGUUCACGAACCUAAACGUGAACGCUAAGCCGUUUGUGCCCAAUGUAAACGCCGCCGAAUUUGUUCCCACUUUUGCCGUGAAAGCGCAGUCGAGAAAUGUCGAUUCAGAUGUUGCUGUUGAAAAAAUAUCCACCAUGGAUGUGUCAGAAAACACUGCCCCCGUGGAGAACGGCGACACAGAGAUGACCACAGAGGAGCCGUGGGACCAGAAAGAUGCAGAACCAAGCGAGGAGGAGCCAGGAGGCGGCGACCGAGGGCCGGCGGCGGCGGCCACGCCCGAGGAGAGCGCUCCGGAGACCAUGGAGGAGGAGGAGGAAAUCCCCGCGCCCAAGGUCGUACCCACACAGCCAGACGCCCCCAAGAAGGAGCACAUCAACGUCGUGUUCAUCGGGCACGUAGAUGCUGGAAAGUCCACCAUUGGCGGACAAAUCAUGUACCUGACAGGCAUGGUUGACAAGAGGACCUUGGAGAAGUACGAGAGAGAAGCCAAGGAAAAGAACCGAGAAACCUGGUAUCUGUCCUGGGCUUUGGACACCAACCAAGAGGAGAGGGACAAAGGCAAGACUGUGGAGGUGGGACGGGCAUAUUUUGAGACAGACAAAAAGCACUUUACCAUCUUAGAUGCUCCAGGCCACAAAAGCUUCGUGCCCAACAUGAUCGGAGGAGCGUCGCAAGCGGACCUGGCUGUUCUGGUGAUCUCUGCCAGGAAAGGAGAGUUUGAAACCGGCUUCGAGAAGGGCGGGCAGACGCGGGAGCACGCCAUGUUGGCCAAAACGGCCGGCGUCAAGCACCUCAUUGUUCUGGUGAAUAAAAUGGACGAUCCCACCGUCAACUGGAGCCUGGAGAGGUAUGAAGAGUGUAAAGAGAAACUAGUGCCAUUUUUGAAGAAGGUGGGCUUCAACCCGAAGAAAGACAUUCACUUCAUGCCGUGCUCCGGGCUGACGGGGGCCAACCUGAAGGAGCCCACUGACAUGUGCUCCUGGUACACAGGUCUACCAUUCAUUCCACACCUGGACAAUUUGCCACAUUUCAACAGAUCAAGCGACGGCCCCGUCAGAUUGCCAAUCGUAGACAAAUACAAGGACAUGGGCACCGUGAUUCUGGGCAAGCUGGAGUCAGGAUCCAUCAGUAAAGCACAGCAGCUCGUCAUGAUGCCAAACAGGCACACGGUGGAGGUGUUGAGUCUCCUGUCAGACGACGUGGAGACGGACGACGCCUCACCGGGGGAAAACCUCAAGCUGCGGCUGAAGGGCAUCGAAGAGGAGGAGAUUCUUCCCGGCUUCAUCCUCUGCAACGCCGAGAACCUCUGUCACUCGGGCCGCACCUUCGACGCCCAGAUUGUCAUCAUCGAACACAAAUCCAUCAUCUGUCCAGGUUACAACGCAGUCCUUCACAUUCACACCUGCAUUGAAGAAGUGCAAAUUACGGCCUUAAUCUGUCUGGUAGACAAGAAGUCAGGAGAGAAGAGUAAGACACGACCACGAUUCGUCAAACAGGACCAGGUGUGCAUCGCCCGUCUGCGCACAGCAGGAACCAUUUGCCUCGAGACCUUUAAAGAUUUUCCUCAGAUGGGACGGUUUACCUUACGGGACGAAGGUAAGACCAUCGCCAUCGGUAAGGUGCUGAAGCUGGUUGCUGAGCGGGACUGAAGAGGACUUGGAGAGUCCUGGUGAGAAGGACCGAGCGGAGCUUGAUCACAAUCCGCUCGCACUGUUAUCAGAGGCGACGGCACCUCCCUGUCACGCCCCCCGUUUCGCGUGCUGAAGAUCGGCUCCAAGAAAAAAAAAAAACUCAUGAAAAAGAAACCUGUUUUUAAGCAAAUGACAAACCGAGAUGAUGUCCACACGAGUCAGCUUUCUCAUAUUGAGAGCUCAGCUAUGCCAUUCUGGGUUAGCCCUCCCUCCAUCUACCCCCCCACCUCCCCACUCUGGUCUACUCAUCAUUAAAUGAUUUAUAUUUUUUCUUUUUUUCUUUUUUUUUUUUCAUUUUUGCUUUCAUCAAUGACAAAUGGCAGAAGUUAUAUCUGUAAACAGAUGUGGACCAGGAAUUUUUUGCUUGGAGUAUAAAAAAAAAAAAAAAUGAUUUACAGAAGUUACUCGCAAAAGAAAUUAUUUGAAAGAACUUAACCAGUUGAAACCAAAUGUUUAUCUUGGGUGUACAUGUUUCCCUUUGCUUUUACCCAGUUUUUUUGGUUUCUCAUGUGGCGUUCUGGCAGCGUGCUUGAGCGUGUUCAAAUGUUAUUAAAGCAAACAACUAUGACAAUAAAAUAAUAAAUUGGGGAAAACAAAGUGUGUUCAUUGUCGGAGCACAUGUCGCCGCUGGCCUCGGAUUUAAGCUCAUGUUGAUUUACUCGCUGCUGGUUGUCGCCUUUUUGAAUCCAAGUUUUAAACAUCGGUCCAGGCUCAUUAUUGAAAUGCUGUUUUAAAACGAAAAUAAAUGAAUAAAAUGAAAUGUAUUAUUCAAGUUUUUAUAAGUACAGUUACUCAUCUCGCUUUUUACAGAAUCGCUCAGUACAUCAGCCUGAUCUCUGUUAGAAGCAGACUCGCUAUAGAAAUGCACUGGAACCCUUAAAUAGAAAAAGGCUCCAAAAUAAAUUGAAAUGGACAAAGGUA
This is a messenger RNA of Mugil cephalus (flathead mullet), 2940 nucleotides long. RefSeq names its product G1 to S phase transition 1, like (gene gspt1l). The transcript is spliced from 14 exons. Gene Ontology annotation, cellular component: translation release factor complex. Gene Ontology annotation, biological process: translation. Lineage: Eukaryota; Metazoa; Chordata; Actinopteri; Mugiliformes; Mugilidae. The record is from RefSeq and is a predicted model, not a curated record. Gene Ontology annotation, molecular function: translation release factor activity; GTPase activity; GTP binding. The coding region runs from base 247 to 1977 and encodes 576 amino acids.